Procambarus clarkii (red swamp crayfish) is the source of this 1023-nucleotide messenger RNA. The record is from RefSeq and is a predicted model, not a curated record. NCBI's taxonomy places the organism in Eukaryota, Metazoa, Arthropoda, Malacostraca, Decapoda, Cambaridae.
AUGCCCCAUAGUGUUACAUUAGUGACUGUCUCGUCACGAGAGCACUUUAGACCUGUCGUUGUACCACUGACGCCGCUAGUUGUACCACUGACGCUGCUAGUUGUACCACUGACGCCGCUAGUUGUACCACUGACGCUGCUAGUUGUACCACUGACGCCGCUAGUUGUACCACUGACACCGCUAGUUGUACCACUGACGCCGCUAGUUGUACCACUGACGCUGCUAGUUGUACCACUGACGCUGCUAGUUGUACCACUGACGCUGCUAGUUGUACCACUGACGCCGCUAGUUGUACCACUGACGCCGCUAGUUGUACCACUGACGCCGCUAGUUGUACCACUGACACCGCUAGUUGUACCACUGACGCCGCUAGUUGUACCACUGACGCUGCUAGUUGUACCACUGACGCUGCUAGUUGUACCACUAACGCCGCUAGUUGUACCACUGACGCUCCUAAUUGUACCACUGACGCUCCUAGUUGUACCACUGACGCUCCUAGUUGUACCACUGACGCUCCUAGUUGUACCACUGACGCCGCUAGUUGUACCACUAACGCCGCUAGUUGUACCACUAACGCCGCUAGUUGUACCACUGACGCUCCUAGUUGUACCACUGACGCUGCUAGUUGUACCACUGACGCCGCUAGUUGUACCACUGACGCCGCUAGUUGUACCACUGACGCUGCUAGUUGUACCACUGACGCCGCUAGUUGUACCACUGACGCCGCUAGUUGUACCACUGACGCUGCUAGUUGUACCACUGACGCCGCUAGUUGUACCACUGACGCUGCUAGUUGUACCACUGACGCUGCUAGUUGUACCACUGACGCCGCUAGUUGUACCACUGACGCCGCUAGUUGUACCACUGACGCUGCUAGUUGUACCACUGACGCUGCUAGUUGUACCACUGACGCUGCUAGUUGUACCACUGACGCCGCUAGUGGUACUACUGACGCUCCUAGUUGUACCACUGACGUCACUAGUUGUACUACUGUUUGCACAACCACUUGGGCUGGACGACUAG